Messenger RNA from Amoebophrya sp. A25, 7901 nucleotides. The record is from the annotation of a GenBank genome assembly. NCBI's taxonomy places the organism in Eukaryota, Dinophyceae, Syndiniales, Amoebophryaceae.
GGAACGAGCAUAGAAAAUGUGUGAGUCCUAACACAAUUUGAUUUUCUGGAUAUCGAUUUUUACUUGGAUUUAAAUAGCAUGCAGUUUUCAAGAGUAGCGUGCUGUCCUUCUUCAACAACAAUACCAUCGGCUUCAAAGACAUCGUCCAUGCCUCCUGUCCUAAACUCUUACCAAAGCACAGGUGUAUUUCCCGACCCCAUCCCUUGGUCCUUUUUGCGCGAUCGUUCAUCCCCUGCAUUUUCUUGAUCUCAGCAGCGUCCAAACCUUUUGUAGAACUACCACUUCGUCGCUCAUCAUGCUGACAGUACGAACCGUUUUUGUAUGACACAACUGGUGUCCGACGAAGUUCCCAAGACCAACUGAAAAACCAGUAGGUGGAAGGACAUUCAUGCAGCUAGCAUGUGUAGUAGGCGCACAUAUCGCAAGAAUAUGAUUAAUACUUAUGUGUAGACUAUAUUGCUGAAAGAAACGGCAAGGAAACUAUGUCUGUGACUGUGUUCAAGAACAAGUCCAUUUUUUUUCUUAAUUGUCGAGAGUAGCUCGUCCUUUACCUUUUGACAUUUUGAAGCAAGUACGCAAGCAUUACCCCUCGCGCCCUAAAGAAAACACCCAAGCCUCGCAUUUUCUGAUUGCUCUGAUGAGAAGCUCUGUGUAUUAACAAGACGUAAAUGACAUCUAUUCCCCUCGCUAGAAGAUUUGAAGAUCGUUUUUUGACAAACAAAAGAAAAUGUCUGACCUGUCAAUGUCUUGGAUGAAGCGUGACAGUCCUCCGCCUGUCCCUGCUGGUUCUCGACACGCUUUGGAGACAGCCCAGGGAGUUGCUUUCGACCAUGUGAUCAAGAAUUUCCAAUCGUCUCCAGGCGGAAGCAGCAAUGGCUGCAGUUCAACAAGGAUUCAACAGAUUGGACAAGCAUAUCAAGUAGGAGGUGCGAGUAGCAGUAGCAGCCGAGCAUUGGGCAUUAUCGCAGGUCAGCAGGGUGCGGAGGAGAGUUUUUCUCAGAAUAUUGGGAAAGAUUCAAGCAUUCACCCGCUAGCACAGGGCGGAAACGAAAAUGCACCUGCAUCUGUUGACCGUCUGUUCCUACUACCCUCCGAAGUCGCAGCGAAAGUGGCUUGUGGGCACGACCUGGAGUUCCUCUGCCCGAACGCUACGUAUGCAGACCUUUGGCGCCCAUCACCAGUGGUAUCGUGGUCGGGUACGUCGGAAAGGCUUGAUUCGGCACUGCAUGGAUCAUCAUUACUUCCGCCGGCGUGGAAGCAAGGUGGGCUCACGUUUUCUACCAGCACGGACCAGCCUGCUCGCAGUGUCGAUAUACCAAAAGCGCAGGUAGAAGAGGACCAUGAACCAUAUAGACCUGCCUUAUCAGCAUCGAGUACAUUGCAAGAACAUGCAUUGCAAGCUCUAUGGACUGCCUGUCCUAACGCGCGUCUCCUCCGGUGCGAAGUAGGGAUGCGAAUCGCCCCGCGACAAGAUAGACUACAAGCAGGUACCGCUGCGGGGACUACGUCCAACGAAUUGACAAGCGACAAAGCGCCGAGCCCACCUACAAGCGCAAGAGGUUCAAGCCCAGUAGGAGGAAUAGACGGAGGAAUAGCGGGAUUAGCCGAAGCUCUCGUCAUUCCAAUUCAGGGAGCAGCACAUGUGGAACGGGCAACGUCAGGCGAACAAAAUCAAUAUCUUGGUGCUCCUGAGCCCGAAAAUGGUGAAAGCAGCAUCCUAUCCGUCUUCCGGGAGUCUGCGAUACCUCGUGGGUUCGACUGCCUCUAUCGUCUGCCGCUGUCAACGUAAAUGAAGAUAAGCACCUGCUUUCUGUAGUAUUUUUCGAGACCUCCGCGACGCACACUUUUGUCAUUAUAAACCGCAGCCGCACAGCAUCACAACACCAUUCGUGAUCUCACAUAUUAGUUCGUUGCUCAUUGCUAUUUUAUGGAGGGCCAACCGGUAUAUCGUGUCUUGAUAUUAACCUCUAAUACAUUCUCUAAUCGUUGUUCUUUUAUCACGUUAUUAUUUCCCGCUGUCAUCCUUCGUUCCCACAAGGUACUUCGAAGGGCAUGCGGCAGUGAGAUUUCCAAGCUGCGCUUCUGGAGGCUUCCUAGUGAAUUUCAGCGUUGACGACACCGUUCGAGAAUUCUUGCUGCCAAAGAGUACCGGUUGUAUAACGACAAACCACACAUCUUAUUCAACUUCAACAGCCAGCAGUGGCACGGAAAGGGCGACAUUGGUACUCCUGCCUGCUCAUGCACUCGCGCUUUGGUCUCUGCGUGUCCGUGCUCUGUGGCCAAGUGUCAAUGUGAAGAUGGUUCGAAAGUGUCGAGAUCUCCCAAAAUCAAGCCUGAUGCGCACUAAGGGGCUACAUGAGGGAGAAAUAGAGCAGAAAAGCGGGAAGGUGUCGUCUUCUGGCGUAGACUCCUCAAAUUCUAGUGCAGAUGAUGACGAUGCCGGAGAGUUGCAAACUCCAGACGUUGUUCUAGUUGCUGAGGAAGUGUUCCUAUCUUCCCUGUACAAGACGUGGCAGGAACAGCGAAUAAAAGACAUUGAGGCUGAAAAAGCGGACGGCGUCACGAACCCAUGGAAAUACCCGCUCCGACGCAUUGGCGAUAGUGAAAGCAACAUAAAGAAAUGGACCUCGACAUCGUCUUCUGGCAGCAGCAGCAGCAGCAGUAGCAGCAAAGGAUCAGCAACGACGCUACCAAAAGAGAGUAGCUAUGCUCCGCUCCCUCUACUUGAGUCGAGAGUGUGGAAUCGCGUGAUAUACGAUCGGAGUCUUGAGGAUGACGAGUGUCCAAGUCGACCGGCCGACUUCGUGUUCCAUCAGCUUAGAUGCCGAUCGUCCAAACUGAUUCGCGCAACGCGCUGCAUGCACAUUCCUCGUCCUGCAUCUUCGAGCACUUCAUCUAGUCUCCUAGGCGAUGGCUCUUCGAGCACUACAACACCUAGAAUAGAGCAACCAGCAGCAAAAGACAAUCCAGACUCGAGCGGCAUCAGCUUGCGAGUUCUCGCUCCGUUGGCGUUGGCUUUCGGGGUUGACCUACUGGGUCCUGCAUGGAAACGGGAUCCAGUGGCAGAUGUGAAUCGAGCGCUGCGCCUGCGACUUGACAGCUUUCAUCAAGAAAAUCCCUCUGCUUCUGGCGGUACAAAUCAUGUUCCAAAUCUACAGGUGCAGGCGACGCCAAUCGUUUGCGAUCGCAGUAGGUCAUAUUCAUCCGUGUCUUCUGGCGGGGGGAGUGCUUCACUGACGAGUGCCGUGCCCAAGUUCGGAAUAGCACAAAUUCAAAUGCCUGUCAUAGCCAAAGCAACAGCAAAGAAUGGGGUGGGAGGGCCUCUUCUAUUUGGAAGGAGGUCCAGAAACGGUAACAGACGAGGUGGGGGGAGCGGAGGAAAUCAGCACCCUCCGGCAGGGCAUCAUGCUCAAUAUCAUGCAGUCGUUAAAAGAAACGACAAGCAUCCAGGCGUUCUUGGAACUCCUGCCACACUCGCCUCUACGACAGUUUCAAAAGCGGCACAACUAUCGCUCGCACAAGCCCGCAAUCGAGAACGCAAAGAAGCUGAGGCUAGGCUUCGCAGAGAGGAAGCUGCAACCUGGUUGCGCCGAGUGUGCAGCUGCCCGUUUGUCCGGGACAACGCAGCGCGAUUUAUUCGCAGCUUCUUCCUCCGGGGACGGUCAGGAACCAAUAUUGAUAUUCAGGCUGUAUUUUCAUACCCAAGUACCAGCAGUUGCAACGUGCCGGUAGAAGCGUCGGUUAGCACAACGAUGCAUUCGAUGAACUCGAAGAUGCAAUCAGCAAGCUCUACUUCAUUCCGCGCAUUAGGCCACGACCACGAGCUCGACCACACCUCAACCCUGGUGUCGUCCGCGUCGUACAUGCCAAUCUUAGGUCAUGAAGCGCACGCACACGGAGAGCAGCACAUUGUACUGGUCGAGCCAACUGCCUCUGAGCGACGAGUGUUUUCUGUGUCAAAGCAGGAACGCGCAAAGCAUAGCUCCGACACACGUGCGGCGCAAAUGUCUGCCAUUUUCCGCGUCCCUGGCAUCCGAGCCAUCGCCAACAGCAAGAGUGCACCGUUGCUGCCAAGUGGAUUACAUUCCAUCCACGCACACGGGGGCCACGCACUGGCGCGCGAAAAAUGCAAAUCCUUGCACGCAGAGUUGAUUAAAACUUUUCGUCUUCUGAAAUGCUACACCCGCAUCGGGUGUCUGCUCGAGCUGCUCCUGGCGGGGAAACAGCCGAGCACACUCAAACGACAGCGUGACGAGGAGAUGGAGCAGGAAGUCGCUGAGUCGCACCCGUCUUUGCACCACGAGAAUCCGAGUGUAUUAUCAGCAGGAGGCCAUGAGGUGGAGGCGCAGUCAAGUUCUACAACAGGCGUAUAUGCCAGUCCUGAUGGACCUGGCUUAAAGAAGUUAAGGAAACUCGAACCUCACUUCAACACAAUCGAGCAUACUACUACAUCCCAACGGGAGGCUUCUGCUUGUUCAACAAAUGCUACUCGCGGUGCGGCUGCAGCAAAGCAAAGUUCAUGUCUCGAAAUGGAAUCAACUGGAGUGUCUUCCUCAUCGAGUAGUUCAUCUAGUUGCUCAAACCAAGCUGGCCAACCUACUGCUGGGGUAGAUAUCAACUCGAGCGCUACUCCUCAACACGGACCAUUGUCGCUUGAAGACGAUCUUCUUGCGGAUGAUGAUGAAGAUACUGCGAGAAAAGCAGCGCCAGCAAAGCACCCGAGUAAGGAAGUCGCCGCUGCAGCAAGAGGUUCUCCGCUUGGAAAUCAAAGAAUGGCGUGUGCCAUUCCUCAGCCAUCUUCAAGUAGUAGAGCUGAAGGAAGUUGUAGCAGCACAGCUUUAGUGUGCACGUCAGGCAGCUCUUCUUCAGCCACUUCGUCCUCAACUUGUAUUACAAGUACAACGACGCGCAAACCAGCGCAGGGGCCGCCUCCACCACUCCCGGCGACAGGUGCUCCACCGAGUUUUGGAAAAACUACAUCCAAGCGAACUCCUGACUCGAGUCCCUCCAGAAAUUCCGGAGUUCUUCCAGUGCCUUUCGCUUCUGGCUUGCGCUCUAUCCCGAGUAAGGGUUCCUCUGGGCAACAGCCUCGACGGAUUUCUCUCUCGUUCAGCAUGCUAGAGCUGCUUCGGAGCACCGUCCAGACGCCGGCAGGCCAAAUAUGUAUCGCCGCAGGAUUAGAGUUAUUGCAUGGAAAGAGAGACGAGCAGGACACUGAAAAGCGACCUGAUAGAGGUUCCAAAACAUCAUGUAAUGCCGGCGAAGACGGAACAAACGAUGUGAAUAUGGUCGGAACUCAGUGCACAGGAGCCUCGUCAUCCUCGAGCAAGCUGGAAUCGAACAAGGCUGCUUUUGCACCCGAGCCGCGUCCUCCCGGAGAAGCACUUCCUAGACUGCAUCCGCGCUUGCCGUUGUUUGCGCGUUGGGACGAAGCUGAGAGCCUGGACCUCGGGGAUGACCUGGCAGCUUUUGCGCUAGCGCAGCUCCAACGGCUUCGCGCCAAUCUUAAGGCGGAACAAGCCUCCAUAUUGCGAGAUUCUCGUGCGGAAAUCCGUGAACUAUUUCCUUUUCCAGAUGUGGUGUCGCGUAUUGCGAAACUCGCGAAUGCCGAGCAACGUCGAGCGCUGGGUCUGCCGCGCGCAGGCGUUCGCAAGCCACGUCGUCGCGCCCCAAAAAGAAAAAAUACAGCAGCUGGAGUUGCAAAAGCAGGCACAGUAACGGCAAUGAGCACAACAGCCACAGGCGGCGCCGCUGGAGCAGGAAAAGCAGGUGCAGUUGCGAAAAGCGGCCAGAACUUCGAACAAGCUGUCGCACGGCGGCUCGGUAACAACAGCGUGCAUGGGCGGAAUGCUGGCCCCGCUGGUGCCUCUUCGUCAACUUCUUCGCGACAGGGUCCGCCUCCCCAGGUGCUUGCACCGCCACCUUCGCCAGGGCGUCGCGCCCUGCGGCCGCGGCGCGCCGCGCGCGGGGGCGCAGGGGGUACUACAAUCCGCGCCCGCUUUGUGUCUUCCGCCCAUGGGCGCACGCGACGUCAGGUGGUUUUUCACAGCACUGCUCGCGGUGGCGAAAGUGGUCUCUUGUUGCGAAAAAGGCCUGUUCGACCACUAGUGGCAGAAGAACAGAAGGUGUUACCAGAGGUCGUUCUGCAAAAGCAUUUGACCGCACCUGAACGGACGAUUCGCUCCGAGUUUCAGCGCCAUGAUGCAUUUUUUUCACAUCUUUUCCAAGAGCUCUGGGUACUCACGAAUGGCUUCAGCAGGCCCUACAUCCAUUGGAUGGAGCUGCGGCCGACGCAGCAAGCAAUGAAAAAGAAGAACAAAAAUCGAAGAAAAAACGCUGCUCAGCAGCAAGCGAAUCUUGCAAACGGUUCUUCCGCAUCGUCUGCAGGUAACAACACCAGCGGCACAUGUAGCAACGUCGCUGCGCUGCCAGGUGGCGCUGCUCCCAAGAACGGGCGGGUGAUUAUGGUCAAUGCGCCGCCACCAGCGCAAAUCCACCAGGGCCGACGUGGUGCGCCAAUGUCAACGAGUAGCAGUAGCAGUGUUGGAGUGUACAUUCCCUCAUCGAAAGCAGCUUCAAACUCGGCUGCUUCGCCCACUGUUGGCACCUCUUCAUCAACGACGACUCCCUUCGGAACCAGUAGUCGAGCAGAAAGUUUGUUGCGACAGUUUGCGUCUCGUGUGCAGAGCGUGGUUAAGGCCCUAACCCAGGACAAGCUCCGACCUGUGGCCAAGCAGCUGAACUUUUUUGCGCAAAUGCUGGAGACAGCACUGGAGGAGUGCGAGUGUCCCAUCUGCAUGGACGACGUUGCGCUCGACGAGAUGCACAUCACCGGCUGUGGGCACGCCUUUUGUCGUAGUUGUGUCGACACGCAGAUCGCGAACGCCACCGGCCAUAACGCGCCUACUUGCGCUAUCUGUCGGCAGCCCUUACGGCGCACGGAACUCUUUCCGGUUUUGGCCGAAAUCACGUUUCUCGCAGACCGUCAACUAGCGACCGCGAAAGGUCAGAAGAAGCUGUACGAGGCAAAAAAACAGUCUAGCUGUGCCUCCUCUGCUGGCGAUUUUGUGGGGGAGGAGGACCAUGGCUUAAUUCCUCACGACGAAAAUGUGUCGAGCUCUAAUGCUAUCCACGUGGAAUUUCCAGAUCAUCAGAAUCCGUUUCCUCGUGAAGAUAUCACGAAAAAUCGGAGUGGUCCGUUGAAUAGCGCACGACUCGGAGGAGACGACAAAAGAGUGAACGUGGACAAUGAAAGUGGUACUCUGCUGGGAAUGUUCUCAGGCAAAAAAGAUGUCGACCGCACUUCCUUGGACGAGACUACGCUGCGCUAUGUCGACACGCGUCUAGAACCUGGGUCGCAUCCGCGUAUUGAUGCAAUCGUUAACGACAGCUUGGGACCUGACGCGGGUUCGAAAGCGGUAGCGCUCUUGAGGUGCUUACUGCGAAUUCCGACCUUCCUCGAAUUGUCGUCUUUGAUUGCUUCUACCUCUAUGGCGAGCUCCACAACGGCGAACAGCUUGCUUGCCACGGCUAAAAUGUGUGUCAUUGUGGAGUCUUCUGCGGAUGUGACGCGAAUCGAGACGGUGCUACGCCACUGCGCGUUACGCUUUCGCGUGCUCAGUGAAGCAGUGACUCAGAGUAAGACAGCACCAGCACAUGUUCUGGCGCAAUUUCAUCGCACCGACGCCACAGGCGUCGACAUACUGAUAGCCGAUGUGGGCGCUGAUCUCGCAAGUAUGCAGCUAGCGCCAGAGCGGCAACUGCACGCCGUCUUUCCGUAUCCGAUCAGGAACGAAAUAUUGGAGCAGCGAGCCCUCACAACUCUGCGUCCAGCGCACAUCUGGCGCCUCUGCCUCAAGCACACCGAUGAAGUCGCAAUGAUAGCCAGCAGACUUCACUAG